GUUUACUGUUCUUAUAAACUUCACGUGACAGCCAUCCUCACACAUUUUCAAUUAUGUUCAGGUCGGGGGAGAGUGAUGGCCAAUCGAGAAUAUUUAUAUUAUUUUGUAGAAACCAGUCGCGAACAUUACGUGCUCUAUGAAUACUAGCAUUAUCUUGUUGAAAAAUAAAAUCUUCAUUCCCUAUUGCACUGCUAAGCUUACAUUUCUCAUUCUGCAGAAGUUUAAUGUAACUUUUAGAGCUUUGUCUACCUUCUAUUACCACUAAACUAAUCGGUCCGUUAUAUGAUAUUGCACUCCAGAUCAUUAGUGACCUUGCAUCGUUUCGCUUACCAGUAAAUACACCUUAAGAAUUUGAUUUCGGAAAUAUUGAUUCAUGGCCACGAUGGUUGACAAGGUUUGAGAAAUAUAUGCUAUUAAUAGGAGCAAAAUCUGACCAUAAAAAAAACCUACUAAUUUAUUGCAUGGGGGAAGAAAGCUUGGAAAUUCUCAACCAAAUUGGAAAACUGAAAAGUAUGAUGAAUUAACUAAAAAAAUUAACGAAUAUUUCAAUCCAAGAAGGAAUUUCAUAUUUCAUAGAGCAAAAUUUAAUAGGAGAUCGUAAUUACAAGGUGAAUCUGUGGAUGAAUUCAUUAAACAUAUAUACCAACUAUCUGAAAAUUUUAAUUUUGAAAAUAUCUCAAAAAAAUAAAUAUUGCGUGAUAAGCUUGUAGCGGGAAUAUUAGAUAAAAACCUAUCAAUUGCGAAUGAAAAGCAAUUUUACAUAAGGGGAAACUAUUCAAAUUGUUAGAGAGUGGGAAAUUCAGAAGACCCAAACUAAAGAAUUGUUGGAAGAGAAAGAGAUAAAUGUGAUUAAAAAAAAUUCAAAGGAUUAUAAAAAUAAAAUGACAUCGAGACCUAACAACUGUCCAUAUUGCGGUUAUGAUCUUCAGCGUUCUAUGUUUCCAGCACGCAACACUUUGUUUUAGUUGUGAAAAUAAAGGGCAUUAUGCAAGGACGUGCAAAAGAAUAAAAAAUGUUAAAUCAUUAGAAGAAACAACUACAGGUAUUAAAGACAAUUAAUUUUUAUGGUCAAUCAUUGGAAGUAAUAUUGAUAGUGCAUGGUUUUGUAACAUACAUAUAAAAGCAUUUAAUAAAGAGAGUAGUUUUUUAAUAGAUUCAGGGGGCCGACAUUGUAUGUGUUGACUGUCACUGUCAAUUAGUUCUAGAUAAUAAGAGCCAAUUAUUAACAACAUUCAUCUACCCUUUUGGUAUAAAUAUAAAAGAUUACCUUUUGGCUUAAACGUUCCACAUAAUAUUUUGUUUCUAAAUUAGCAAAAAUCUUUAAAAAUCUAGAUGUAAUUUUGCAUGUUGAUGAUAUUCUUAUUUUUCAUAAUACUAUUGAGGGUCAUGAUAAAUGUUUGAGGGAAUUCUAAGACGUCCAGAAGAAGGGCUAAUAAUAAAUCAAGAUAAAUGUAUAAUUGAUGUCCAAGAAAUUAAGUUUUUAGGUUUCGAUAAUAGCAAUAAAAGAAUAUCCUACUCCUGAAAACAAAACUGAGCUUUAAAGAUUUUUAGGAAUGGUAAAUUUUGCUUCGAGACAUCUAAAUAAAAAAGCAGAAUGUUUAGAACCUAUAUACAUAUAUAGUUUACUUAGAAAAGAAGUUGAAUUUCUAUGGGGUCCUGUUCAAGAGAAAGCUAUGGGAAGAUUGUAAAAAUAUUGCCGUAUAGAUCUUACACGAUAGAAACCGAUGGAGGACAAUAUAGAAGAAAUAAAUGGCAUUUGAUUCUGGCUUCAUUUGUUAAGAAUGAUAAUGUAAAUCUCAGAAGAUCUGAUAGUUUUAAUAGUCUUUGUAGGACUUCACCGUCAAAUUAUUUUCAAAAUAAUUUAAUUAAUCCUAUUGAUCAUAAUCUGAUGAAUAAAAAUUUGGAUAGAUUAGAUAAUAGAGCUAAAGAAACUAUAGGAUCGUUUGUGAAUGACUCGAAUGUGAACUGCUGUCCUGCUAUACAGAGAGGGAAACCUGGGUGGUUAAAAGAUUUUGUUGAUUAAGGAAUGAGGCACUGUUAAUCUAAUUGUUAAUAAUCUAUUCCUAUAAAUUGAGAAGUACAUCAUUGUGUUUGAUGUGUUGACUAAGAAUUGUUUAUGGUGAAUUGUAUAAUACUGUUAUAAAUUCUUUAUGAAUAAAAUAAAUAACAUAGCAAUAUGUGCAAGAGGAUGUAGUGUUGGCAGCACUGGUUCUUGCUCUCUCUCUGCUCAAGAGGGCUGCGAUGAUUAUUGGGCUCCUGAGAUAGUAAGUUCUUUUAUUUGUUUAAGUUACCAACUAUAAACCCCUAUUACAAAAUAUGGCAAAUAAUACACUGCUCUCUGCUAUUAUUGAAUUAUUUGGUUAUUGCUUACUUAUUGUUUUACGCGUUAGUUUGGUAAGUUUAUCAAUUUACGAAAAUGUGGACGUAAAAUAACACGAUUUAUCUCUCGUUUAGAAUCCUAUGAAAGUUUAUAAAUUUAUUAAUUUGCGGUUCUUGUUAUUUUCCGCUGAGAUGAAUGGGCGCACCUGAUAUUUGGGUAUGGAUA
Messenger RNA from Diatraea saccharalis (sugarcane borer), 2545 nucleotides. NCBI's taxonomy places the organism in Eukaryota, Metazoa, Arthropoda, Insecta, Lepidoptera, Crambidae. The record is from the annotation of a GenBank genome assembly.